This is a messenger RNA of Bursaphelenchus xylophilus (pine wood nematode), 2841 nucleotides long. NCBI's taxonomy places the organism in Eukaryota, Metazoa, Nematoda, Chromadorea, Rhabditida, Aphelenchoididae. The record is from the annotation of a GenBank genome assembly.
AUGGACGAAAGCAUGGAAGACAACACCAAAAACGGCAUCUCCAACAAUCGUAGCCAAUCAUUUGAGGGCGAGAACAGUCUUCAAUCUUCUCCUGAGGGUUCGGACUGUGGAUCUGAGAUCACCAGAGUAAGUUGACAUGGUAUUUUUAUAAUAUUGUCUUAGAAAGUGAAGGAAAUGUUAAAUGACGGGCACUUCUCGUCUGAUCAGUCGAUUCCUGAGGCUUUUGGGGAUCCGCUGUCGCCUACAUCCAUCAAUUCGAUACUUUCUUACAUUGCUUCCAAGAGAUCCAAAGCGUAAGUGACUCCUCUGGACUUAAAUAAGGUAAUUAUUUUAGCAAUCCGGGAUUUAUUCCCAUCAUUAAUGAUUUGGUUCAUACGAUUAACAAUUAUGAGUUGGAUCCUCCUCACAAAUUGGCCGAUCAGUGUGAGCGUCUUAAAAUAUUUUUUGGUUUAAUACUGUGGUUUGACAAUUUCAAAAUGACGUCAAGUUGCCGUAAUUUUGGCUAAAUUAAACAUUCUGAUGUACGAAGCUUUCACACGCCAGUUUAACAUAGACUAUGAUGAAUACCGUUCAUAUUUUGAGUGUUACUGUUUAUCUCAUCGGUCGUAAAAGACAAGAAGGAGCAAUUUAGUUCCUAAAUUCUUACGAUUUUUUUGCAAAAAUUUACAAAAAUAUACCAAAGAAGUUCAAUUCGACAUUCAAAAUGACAGAACAAUUUGACAACUAACUGACGCGUCAAGUUGACGACUUAACAAGCCUAUUUAAUACUAAAAAAAAGCUAGAUUUGGUAUUUCAGUGAAUGGAAACCAAUUACUACGAUACAGGAUCAUGUACGCGAGAUGGUUGGUAUAUUGCAAGUUCCCAAGGUCGUUUCCAAAUCUCCCGUUGUAUACUCCUUCACGGGUAUUGGAUCAUGAUUUUGUUGCUGUCUUUGGGCCCAUUUUCGUUGAGAAGCUUAGACAACGAGGAACUAGGGUAACGAUUUUAUUUUUUGCCGUUAUUCAUUCUUUAGGAAAGCAGAAAGUGCGCGGAUUUCUUCGAGACUUUGACCGAGUUUAAUGUUCCGAGGCCAACGACUCUUAAAAGAUGCAGAAUCCGAAGCGGAUCGGAAGGGCGGAAUCUCUUCCAGGAUUCUGAUGCAGUUACUCUGACUCCCAAAAGUAGUGUAUCUAGCAUGUUGGUCUCAUCUGCUAGCAAUGCCGACGAAGUUGGCUCCAAUAACGGGGUUAAUAUAUUCAAUAACUACAAUUCCAUGGAAGAAACAUUGGACACCAUAGACGACGAAAAUGGCGAGACAAUGGUGGCGGAAGAUAAUGAUGCAGAGGAGACCAAAGAUGAGGCUGAAGAGACAAAAGUUGAAUCAGGCACCACAACGGAGUCUUUGAAUUCCCGUUUAUUAAAUUCUCUGACGUUGGAAGAUUUGGAAGAAAUGUCGUCUCAGCAGUUAAACAAAGGUGGGCCGGUGAGUUUGAUACAAUUAUAGUCUUUUAGAUGAGGAGGCCCUCUUCAGUAUGAAGAGAAGGGACUCGGCCAAACAAGAAGAGAAGGAUGGCCAGAUAGCCUUUUAUUUCUGUGCCAAUAAUUGCACCGUCUCUCAGAAACCGCAGAAGUUGUUAUGGCUUUUACAACUCCAGAGCGUCUUUAGUGCUCAGCUGCCGAAGAUGCCGAAAAGUUAUGUGACAAGAAUUGUGUUCGAUCCAAGACAUUGCAACCUUCUGUUAGUUAAAAGAGGUAGGAAACGGUAUAACUUUGAUCAACCCCUUCAGACAUUGGAGUUAUCGGUGGCAUCUGCUUCCGACCGUUUUACAUCGAAGGGUUCACUGAAAUUGUGUUCUGUGCUAUCACUGCCAGUCAACAAGUAAGUAAAGUGAAACAUCUGGAUUUUAUUGCUUUAGGUAAAAGGUUAUGGGACUCUGAUGAUGAAUCAUCUCAAGGACUUCCACGUCCGAGUUGCUAAGAUUUAUCACUUCCUUACAUAUGCCGAUGAAUUUGCUUUGGGUUACUUCAAAAAACAGGGAUUUACGGAUAUAAUUAGCCUUCCCAGAGCAAGAUAUCACGGCUUUAUUAAAGAUUACGAAGGGGCGACAUUAAUGGAAUGCGAAUUACAUGCCAAGUAAAUCUAUUGUAAAGAUCUUUCUGCGCAAAGAUUUUGAUUGAAGUUUUUUUUGUACGCUUUCAGGAUGCUUUAUGUGGAUUACAAAGAAGUAUUGAAGAAUAUGAGGGAAACGUUCCAGGCCUAUAUCAACAAGAAUUACCCUGACUUCAACAAGACCUACGGUGGGAUCGAAGGGUUGUUUCAAGACUUACGUAAGUUGUGUGUUCUUGAAUAAUCGUUCCUUUAGCAAGAGGCCAGAUUCUGGAAUUAUCGAAAAUUCCUGGAAUAAAUCAAUUGAAAGUUAAAGAUACGCUGGAAGCAGAGGAUGUCUCACCCUUGAAAGUGAUAUACAACAAAAUAAAAUCAAAUCAGAAUGCGUGGCCCUUCGAAGAACCGGUUGAUGCGGAAGAAGUACCAGAGUAUUAUGAUUAUAUAAUGUUUCCGAUGGAUCUCAAAUUGAUUGGACAACGACUCAAAGAUGGCUAUUAUGUACAUGUAAGUAUGCUAUUUAAAUAGACGAAAUGUUUGUAUCCCAAUGUCUAUUUUUUAUCAUUUAGCCCCGUCUAUUCAUUGCCGAUUUCAAACGAAUGUUUGCUAAUUGCUACUCCUUCAACUCCGCCCAGACCAUUUAUUAUAAUUGCGGGUACCAGCUGAAUGUGGCGUUCAACAAGUUGUGCAAGAGCUUUUACCCCGACUCGGACCUAAAGUGCACUCUACCGGAAAGUUCUCCAUGUUGGGACAACUGA